Syngnathus typhle (broad-nosed pipefish) is the source of this 14073-nucleotide messenger RNA. RefSeq lists its product as uncharacterized. Gene Ontology annotation, molecular function: catalytic activity. Bases 4801 to 5823 code for a protein of 340 amino acids. The transcript is spliced from 3 exons. Lineage: Eukaryota; Metazoa; Chordata; Actinopteri; Syngnathiformes; Syngnathidae. The record is from RefSeq and is a predicted model, not a curated record.
CAGGCGGCGCUGGGCUUUCUUUGCCAGUGAUGCGGUGUUGGUGGACCAGGAGAGAUCCUCACUGAUGUGCACCCCCAGGAAUUUGGCGCUGCUCACUCUCUCCACCACAGCACCGUCGAUGGUCAGCGGCAGGUGUUGGGUGUGACCAACAACAAUCUCCUUGGUCUUGUCGACGUUCAGCAGGAUGUUGUUGUCCCUGCACCACGUGUUCAGAAGGUCAACCUCCAGCCUGUAUUGAGUCUCGUCUCCCUUGGUGAUGAGACCCACCAGAGUCGUGUCGUCAGCAAACUUCGCUAUGCGGUUGUCGCUGUAGGUUGCAGUGCAGUCGUGCGUCAGGAGGGUGAAGAGCAGCGGACUGAGCACGCAGACUAGAUCUCUCAUGCGCGCUGUUGUUGGGAGCCCAUCUAAAGCGACCUCACCAUAGGGCGGCCAUUGGUUUUCACAGGGCGAGUCGAUCACUCCUUUCAUUACAGUCAAUGGAGCACGGGCUGUAAAUUGCGAAACACAACCGAUUUUCAAACGGUUUGUUUAAUCUGGCAAACCACAGAUUAAAUUACGGGCACCAACAACUAUGCAGCGUGCCUAAAAAAUGUGGUUUAAACCUUCAGCCUGAAUCAUAGCCGUGUUACAGAAAAUUGUUAUAAACCAAUCUGUUUGUAAAUACGUAAACAGUUCGUCAAGUUACGAGUACCGUUUUUUUCCGUGUAUAAUGCGCCGCCAUGUAUAAUACGCACCCUAAAAAUGGCAUGCUGAUGCUGGAAAAAAGCCUGUACCCAUGUAUAAUACGCACCCAAUUUUUAUGAAUUUUUUUAAAUAUAUAUAUAUAUAUUUUUUUUUUCUUUCUUUUUUUUUAAGUACCAAUGAUCGUCACACACGUCGGAAGGCAAUGGGUCCCAUUUUUAUAGUCUUUGGUAUGGUCUUAACUAGGCUGGAUGUAAUUUUUUUUGUUGCCGUUGAUUUCUCCAACUGCCCGUAAACGCACCACCGCGCUCCGUGCGCGCAUGUGAAAAAGGCGUGCGGACGUGAAAAAGGCGGCUCUGUAUGGGAGAGACGUUGAAGAGGAAUAAAAACACCCUUGGAAACCAAAACUUGCCACUCGUCGUGACUCGGAGCCGCAACAAAUGUUUCGGAUUUGUGUAGGGUACAUUGUGACAGACAGCAAACGAGCAGGUGAUCGAGCAAGCGUCUGAUACGAGAGCAUUGCGGUCGUAUGGAGCGUGUUUGAAGUGAACAGCAGAGACGAAAGGAACAAGGCAAAGUGUUGUGAAAUAAAAUAUUACAUGUAAUACGCAUUUUGUUAUUUGCUGAUUGAAACUGCUAAUUAAACUGUGAAUUGAAACUAAUAGGAAGAAAACAACUCUCGCUCUUUAUAUAGCUGACGUGUCUUGCGUAUCCGUAUGACGUCCGGUCCGCGAUGGAGAUUAAAAAACAAACAAUACUUGACAAUAACACACCAUCAAGGAUUGCACCAUCGCAUCAAACGAUGUGUCGUCAAUUAUGAAUUUUACUAAGUGUUGGGGAGGAUGGCUGAAUGCGAUGCGCGAUUGACAACAAACAAGAAGAAAGGUGAUUUCAAGUUUUAUUUCGGGGGAGAUUUGUCAUGUCUCGUCCCCAGUUUUGCUAUGUGUCUAGGUUGCCAUAGUUUCUGUUCGCGUCGCCCCUCUCUUCCUGUGUCACCUCAAUCGAUGUAACGUGUUUUGUAUUUAAGUCCUGUCUGCCCCUCGCUCACCGUCGGAUCAUUGCAUGUGUUACUGUCAUGAUGUGGUUUCUGUUCCUGUCUUUGGUAAUGUCACCCUGUCUUUUUGUUCCACGACUUUUUCGGUCAGUCCUGUUGUUGGUUUUGUUGUACCAUAACUUUCUUUAAAAAAAAAAAAAAAAAAAAACCUCAAAUUUUUUGUACCCAUGUAUAAUGCGCACCCCAGAUUUUAGGACAAUAAAUUAGUUAAAUUUUGCGCACUAUACACGAAAAAAAACGGUAUUUGAGUAAAUCAUCUACCGUAAUUUUCUGACUAUAAAUCGCACCGGAGUAUAAGUCACACCAGCCAUAAAAUGCCCAAAAAAGUGAAAAAAAACAUAUAUAAGUCGUGAAUCGUGUUGAAUUACUUGAGAAAAUUUGGAGAAUUUGUGGUGAAUUUAAAAAUUGAAAGUUUGGAAUAUUUGGUAAGUGGGAAGUUGUGGAAUAGGUAGGCCAAAGAUGAACAGUUGAAAGUUGGAAUGGGUUGAAUCGGUUGAAAAAUGUAGAAAUUAGAGUAGAAAAACGGAAUUUUAGAGAUUUUUGGUUGAAUUUCAAAUUUGGAAUUUUUGGUAAGUGGGAAGUUGUGGAAUAGGUAGGCAAAAGAUGUACAGUUGAAAGUUGGAACGGGUUGAAUCAGUUAAAAAAUGUAGAAGUUAGAGCAAAUGUUGAAUCCCUAUAGAGAAUGAAUGCGAAAAUAAAAAAAGCAAUUGCGCCAAAAUCUUUCUAGAUUUGGAACAAAACAAAAGAAAACGGCCUCAAGAGGUUCACCUUUGGGGUAAAAAUGUUGAAACGGGUUAAAUCGGACAAAAAACGAAAAUGUUAGCGGAAAUGUAGCUAUUUGGGGCACUUAGUGUUGAAAUAAGGCCACUUCCGGUUUGAUUCGGGUCAUUUCCGGUCUAACUUGGGUCACUUCCGGUGUAUUUGGGUCACUUCCGGUUUUAUAUAGGUCACUUCCGGUUUAGCUGAGGUCACUUCCGGUUUAUUAGGGGUCAUUUCCGGCUAAAAAAGGUCGCUUCCGGUUCAUUUGGGGUCACUUCCGGUUUACCCGAGGUCACUUCCGGUCUAUUCUGGGUCACUUCUGGUCUAUUUGGGGUCACUUCCGGUUUAUUUGGGUCACUUUGUCCCCGAGUUGCCGCCGAUUGCGGUUCUGUUUCCCCGAGUUGCCGCCGAUUGCGGUUCUGUUUCCCCGAGUUGCCGCCGAUUGCGGUUCUGUUUCCCCGAGUUGCCGCCGAUUGCGGUUCUGUGUCCCCGAGUUGCCGCCGAUUGCGGUUCUGUUUCCCCAAGUUGCCGCCGAUUGCGGUUCUGUUUCCCUGAGUUGCCGCCGAUUGGGGUUCGGUUUGCCCGAGUUGCCGCCCGAGUGCCGCCCUGAGACUGGAAGGUUGUGGGUUCAAACCCCGGCCGGGUCAUAACAAAGACUAUAAAUAUGGGACCCAUUGCCUCCCUGCUUGGCACUCAGCAUUAAGGGUUGGAAUUGGGAGGUUAGAUCACCAAAUGAUUCCCGAGCGCGGCACCGCUGCUGCUCACUGCUCCCCUCUCCCCCAGGGGAUGGAUUAACAUCACAUUGGGAUGGGUUAAAUGCAGAGGACAAAUUUCACCACGCCCAGAUGUGUGUGUGAGACCAUCAUUAGGACUUUCAUCUUUUUUAUUUUUUUUAUUUAACAUGCUGCGUGUAACGCAAAGGACAUUGAACAUAAUCUACAUGACACUGACGUACACUUAACAUAACAUAACAAUAUACAUUUAACAUACAGAUUGUAAUCCCAUAAAGUAUAAUUAUGUGUAAGAGUUCAAAAGUUGAUGUUUUAGUUGAUGUUUGAAUGUGGAAACAGAUUGUGAUAUUUUGAGGUUGUCACACUCAUACUGCUCGCAAUCUCCCAUGAGCCUCAGCAAAGUGUAAACAAUCGCGUUUCUCAAACGAGCUCCUAUAAAAUGAUCAGAACUGACUAAAGUUCGAUCUAAUGCAUUGGUACUAUUUACCUAUGUUUCCCUUCUAUAUCGAUCCGUAGAUUUACUCGAAACAUUAACGGAGCAGCCUAUUUUGAAAUGAAAUAGCCUCGCGGGUACAACAGCUAUUCGGUGACGCCCCCUGACUACAGUUACCGUAAUGUUGGGAAGCGAUGCGACCUUGUAAUUUACUAGUCGUACUAAAACGUACUAAAACAUUUUGGCAGAGCACUGUGUACAACCAGUAUGGAUCAACAAAUUCAUCACUUGAUCCAUAUAUAAGGCGCACCGGACUAUAAGGCGCAUGGUUGACUUUUGAUAAAAAUUUUGGUUUUUAGGUGCGCCUUAUAGGGCGGAAAAUACGGUAAUUGGUUUUCCCAAUGUUGAGGGAAAGUUUGUUUACUUUAAGCCAAGAGUUCACCCUCUGUAGUUCCUUGUUGAGAAAGUCAUGAAGUUCAUAAAUAUUAUUGUGUGAUACAAACAGGUUAGUGCAGUGCUUCUCAAAUAGUGGGGCGCGCCCCCCUUGGGGGGCGCGGUGCUAUUCCUGGGGGGGCGCGUGUGACCCUGGGGAACAGGCUUCUUUUUUGGCAGUACUCGAAUAAAGUGUAAUUGCGAAUCUUCACAGCAGGGGGCAGUGGCGCUCUCAUUGUUACUUCUGUGACGUUUGCGACAUUGCAACAUUUUACGACUUACAAGACAAGUUAGGAUAGUCACGGUGGGGAAGGGGGGGCGCGAAUAGUUUUCUUCUUACGCCCCGUAACAGAAAAUAAUUGAGAAGCACUGAGGUAGGGGGACAAAGGUGCAAAAAGAGACUUCUGGACCGUAGUCCUCGGGCAUAAAAAAAAAAUAGAAUACAAUAUAAAAAGAAAAAUAUGGAAAAAUAACAGCAAUUGUAGUAAAAUUAAGAAUAUAAGCUAUGAAUAUUUACAAAAAAAAAAAGAAGAUAAAAUGGUGGUAAAGUGUCGUAAAGUGUAUGAAGUGUAUGAAGUUUAGUAAUGCUAAUAACAAAAAGAAAUAGUGCACGGGUUAUAGAAGUGAAAUAGAUCUAUGCAUUGUGUGGCAGAGGAUAUUGCACAUGAUGCGGCUUAAUGAGGCCUCGCCUCCAAAUUUUGUGAGCUCGCAUGUGGCGCGUCCUCGAAAAAAGGGUGGGGGGUGUCGCCCUCAUCUCGAAUUCCGAGCUUAGUUUUAGGCCUCGUUCGAUCAACGUAUUUAAAACAUUUGAGGUUCUCACUGUCCGAUCCACCGCUUUACCGUCAUUUUAUCUUACUGUUAUUUACCGUCCACCCGGGGCUUACUCUGGCUUCCUGGAUGAAUUUUCAGAAUUUGUGGCUGAUCUAGUAUUCAAUGCGGAUAAUAUAAUUAUCAUGGGCGAUUUCAACAUCCACAUGAAUUUACCGUCAGAGCUACUUACUUCGGCGUUUCAGACUUUAACUGAUACGUUUGGUUUUACACAAGCCGUACAGGCAGCAACGCAUAAGAAUGGAAAUACCAUAGAUCUGGUAUUAUCCCGAGGACUUGCAACCUCAAAUAUAGCAGUACUGCCAUACACUACUGUUUUGUCUGAUUAUUACUUAAUAAAGUUUGAGAUUCUAGUUCCUUGUCAAAGACAAGAGAGCAAUCAGCAUUAUAGGAGCCGUCAUCUCAACUCCAUGACUUUAACUGCGCUAUCUGAGAUACUGUCGCCGGCAACCGCUAUAUUUCUCACAUACGCCGGCUCUAUUGAUAAUCUUACAAAUGAAUUCAAUGCGACAUUGUUAAAUGCCAUUGACUCUGUGGCGCCGUUACGUCUGAAAACUUGCCGUAGAGUGCCUACUCCGUGGUUCACAGAUGAAACGCGUACGCUUAAGCAAUUGUGUAGAAAGUAUGAGCGCAGAUGGCGUCUAACCAAACUUGAGGUUUUCCAUCAGGCAUGGCAGGAUAGCCUCCUGAAAUAUAAAGAUGCGCUUAUCUUGGCAAAAACUCGGUAUUUUUCGCAAGUUAUUAAUCUCAAUAAAAACAAUCCGAAACACCUAUUUGAUACAGUGGCAAAGCUGACUCUGCGCCAGCCGACCCCUGAUAGUUCCUUCCACUCAGCUGACGAGUUCAUGAAAUUCUUUGCUCAAAAGAUUGAAUCCAUUAGGGAUGAGAUCAAGAAUACCAUUUGAAUCGCUCGGUCGAGCCCGCCGUUUACCAACGCUGAUGAUCAUGCAACAACCCUCUCAACUUUUAAAAGCGUGUCUCUUGAAAGGCUUACACAAUUGGUUAGUGCGGCUAAACAAACAUGUUUACUCGACCCUCUUCCAGCCAAACUGCUUAAAGAAUUAUUUCAAAUUUUAGGACCGUCCGUCUUAAAUAUAAUCAAUCUGUCUGUCUCCUCUGGGAUAGUGCCAACAGCCUUUAAAACCGCUAUCAUUAAACCGUUACUUAAGCGACCAAAUCUUGACCCGGACUGUCUCAGUAAUUAUAGGCCAGUUUCAAACCUCCCAUUCAUAGCAGAACUUCUUGAAAAAGUAGUAGCGCAGCAGCUUAUCGAUUACAUGGUCGCCAAUAAUCGAUAUGACACUUUUCAGUCUGGUUUUAGAGCUAAUCAUUCCACUGAGACUGCACUUGCUAAAGUGACUAACGAUCUCCUCAUAGCUAUGGAUUCAAACACUUCGUCUGUACUGUUACUACUCGAUCUUAGUGCUGUCUUCGACACUGUAGACUUCGAUAUUUUAUUAGGGCGUCUUAAAAGUUGUGUUGGUAUUUCAGGGUCAGCACUAGGCUGGUUCCAUUCCUAUCUAUCAAACAGGACGCACCGAGUGGUCCAUGGCAAUGCGUCCUCGGAGCUCUAUAAUGUUACGUGUGGUGUCCCACAGGGAUCGGUUCUCGGACCAAUUAUUUUUAAUAUUUAUAGGAUUCCGCUUGGGGACAUAAUACGUAAAUAUAAUAUUAGUUUUCAAUGCUAUGCGGAUGACACCCAAUUUUAUAUGCCGUUAUCGAUGACAGAUCCGCGGGAUUGUUGUAAUCUUGAGGCGUGCCUUGCGGAGAUCAAGCAAUGGAUGUCUCUCAACUUCCUUCGUCUUAACCCAGAUAAAACUGAGAUGUUGAUAAUUGGUCCAACUCGUUGUCAACACUUAUUCAAGGAAACCGCUAUAACUAUAGAUAACCGUACUAUCACUCAAAGCGAUACUGUAACUAAUCUCGGGGUAAUAUUUGACCAAACUCUCUCCUUUCAAAAGCACAUUAAGAAUAUAACCAGAAUUGCGUUUUUUCACCUUCGUAAUAUUGCAAAGAUUCGUCCGAUCCUCUCGACCGGUGAUGCGGAAACUAUUAUACAUGCGUUCGUCACGUCGCGCCUGGACUACUGUAAUGUACUAUUUUCGAGUCUUCCUAAGUCCCGCAUCAAAAGUCUACAGUUAGUACAAAAUGCUGCUGCAAGGCUGCUCUCUCGGGCAAGAAAAUUUGAUCACAUUACCCCAAUACUAGCCAACUUACAUUGGCUCCCGGUCCAUUUAAGAUGUGACUUCAAGGUUCUUCUAUUAACCUAUAAAUCAUUACAUGGCUUAGCGCCUUCAUAUCUCGUCGACCUAGUUGUUCCUUAUGUUCCGUCUCGUAACCUUCGUUCGCAAAACGCUACCCUUUUAGCGACACCGAGGGCCAAGAAAAUGUCUGCAGGCUCUAGAGCAUUUUCUAUUCGGGCUCCAGAGCUUUGGAAUGCCCUACCAAUGGAUAUUAGGACUGCUACCUCAGUAGAAACAUUUAAGACACGUUUAAAGACACAUUUCUAUGACAUGGCCUUUAACUAACCUGUAGUGGCCGAUUCGGCUGGAGUUUGUUUUCUUUCCCUCUCCACCCCCUCCCUCCCCCCUCCCCGGCCGGGGAGGUGGUUAGGUGGCACCCAUGCUGACAGCGGCGAUCUGGAUUCUCGUGGGCCAAUUCAGGAUGGGGGAACUGCAGCUCAACCUCCUCGAAGACACUGCCAGGACAAUUGAGGGCUCCUUCGGCAGCCCUCUGCUCUGACAUGGACAUCCACUUCUUAUUUCAUUGAUUUUCAUGUUGUAUCAUUUGUGUCCUCUCUGCAUCCAUUUCAACCUGGUGAUCCUGAAAGGGGGAUCCUUUCAUCUGUGGUCCCUUCUCAAGGUUUCUAAUUUUCCCCCGGAAGGGGUGUUUAAGUUUUUCCUUGCCCUUUUGGGAGCUUAAGAUCAGGGGAUGCUUUGAGAAUAAUUGUCAAUUUCUGUCUAUGUGAAGCCCUUUGAGACUGCUUGUGAUUUAGGGCUAUAGAAAUAAACUUGAGGAAACUUGGGGAUUGAAUUAAAUACAUUAGAAUAGUGUACGCCUAAAGAAAUAGCUCAUCAAUUGGAGCAAAGUAAAAAAAUAUUUUAUAAUUAUUAUUAUUUAUUUUAUUUAUUAUUUAUUUUAUUUUACUUAAGUAAAAUAAAAUAUCAACUUGGACGCAUGUUUUACCUCCCCCAACUAGGGGCAGAAACUCGAGUUUUGGGUUAAAAGUAAUCGCUUUUAUUUCCGGUAACGGUUCGUCUGGUAAUAAUUUUAAAAUCCAGGAAGGAAGAAGCGCCGCCGCCGAGAGGGUCCCGUUGUUCAAGUUGCGAAAGUCGACGUUGCUUCAGAAAAAGAACAAACCAACUUACUUUUCUGUAAGACAAAGAAGGGCUGCAUUUAGGUACGUAAUAAUUUUGAACAGAGCAUGCUCUGUAUGUUUCAAGAAUGUUUUUGCGAGUGGUUUGUUUGUUUGUUUGUUUGUAUGUGUUUGUUAGGGGGUGGUUUGGUAAAGUUAACAUCCUUUACUUUUUUAAACUUGGUUAAAACUUAUUCAUCUUACGUUUUUAAUGUAAGGCAUUUUAUGUUGCUUGAAAUGUAGACCCAUAUAAACUACUUUGGCUAGUACAGUGGCGCCUCGGUUUUCUGACACAAUCCGUUCCAGAAGGCUGUUCGAGAAGUGAAUCGUUCGAAUUCCGAAUCAUAUUUUCCCAUUACAAAUAAUAGAAAAAAAUGUAAUCCGUUCCAAGCCCAAAAAAAAACCCGCCUUUUUGAAGCAUUUUUUCAUUUGCGCAUUUUUGUCCAAUCGUGCAACUGCAGCGUACCGCCGAACGCACAACCGUAGCGCGUUGCCGAUUAUUGUGACAGAGCAGUCGCUGAAAUUUAGAAAAUAUUUUUAAAGUCGUCCUGUACUUUCCAAAAUUUAAGUGGACAUCAGUGCGCAGGGAGUUUAAUUUUGUCCGAUCGCGCAACUGCAGCGCACCGCCGAACGCGCAACCGUUGCGCGCAACCCACCGCGCAACUGCACCGCGCUGGUCGCAUUAUUGUGACAGAGCGGUCGCUAAAAUGUAGAAAAUAUUUUUAAAGUCCUAAUGUACUUUCCAAAAUUUAAAUGGACCUCAGUGCACAGGGAGCUUAAUUUUGCUUUAGGUGCGUCUUUGUGUUUUAGGAUGGCUUUACUGCUCCCACUUGCUUCCUUUGGAGGCAUGAUUAGUGUUGGGUUCACAACAUUUUUCUGAAAAGAAUCUCACAGAGGCAGGAUAUCUCUUUUUGGCGAACGAUCAUCUGCAGAUGGGCUCAAUCCCAGACACAGCGAGUGUCGUUGGGAUCUGCGCCCUUCCUUCAGUUUGGUCGUGCCUUUUAUUGAGGAACAAACAAAGGGGCAAGUGUACAUGUACAUGAAUGCAUAGCUUCUUUAGACGGGAAGGACAUUCCACAAUUACAUCUCAUGACCACCGCGCAACAGCGAUACUAUUAGGACAGAAGCGGUAUGGUCGUCCCAUGACUUUAGCUAGACAAAAGACGUAGUCUUAGUGCUCAUGGGAUGGAUACCUCUGUUGGAGUUCUCAUGACUUCUACUUAAAUAAGACGUUUGUCUGCUUCAGCCAUCCCAUGACAACCUCAUGAUAUGUACAUGGAUAGCUAACUAUGGGCUCAUUGUAUAGCGCGGCUCGUGACUCCACACAUGAGCUCCUUAGCCAGCCAUCUGCUCCCAAGACAUUAUCACGAGGCCAAACUAUCACAUGUUGCGGAGAAUCUUGCACACAUAAGUAGAUACAUAGAAUCCAAUGAUAAAAAGUAUAUUUUUCCCAACAAUUAGAGUUGAUGCAAUCCUAAGAGUAACGAGAACGUAAUAACGAAUGGAGUCAGUUGGCAUGUGGGUCCUCUCGGCUCAUCUCGCGAGGUUCGACAACCGAAUUCGUCCGACAUCCGAAGCAAAAAAAUCUCGAAUUUUUUGUUCGAAUACCGAUUUGUUCGAGAACCGGGACGUUCGAAAACCGAGGCUCCACUGUAGUUGGAGUGAGCGUGUUUUUCCGGGGUUGGGGUGUUAUUUGCAGGGUACAAGAAAGUUCCAAAACCAUCCACUCCGGAUGAGCUCUGGGAUGAUGGCAUGGCAAAGAUGUAAUUUCCGUUUUUUACCCAUGGAUUUGUGAUUCCAAAUUUAGCUCAAGGAGUGGCACGUGAAAAAGUAGGUGUUUAUCUUCUGAUAGGCUAUGCAAAAAGUGUAUGUUGUAAUUGCAAUCUUCAAUAUGGAACUUGCAUUUAUGACAUGUCAUUCAUUGCCUUGACUUUCACACUCCGGAAACCAUGGCGGAUGUCAAAGUGCAAAAUAAAACCCAGGUUUACCCUGUACAUUUUCAUCAUUUGGAUAACAACUUGUAGAACAAGCAAUUUUAUCAGUACAAUUUUAAAAUAACGUGAUUGGAUAUGUACAACAGCCAAAUUAAUUUGCACCACAUUCAAAGGCACAGACAGAAUGCCACCAUAUUUUUUUUUCAAACAGGGCAAAGUUUACCAUUGGAGAAUGGUUCAUUUGAAUCUUGCAGCUAACAUUUGCUUCAUUCUUCAACAGCUAGGACAGGGGUGGGCAAACUUUUUGACUCGCGGGCCGAACUGGGUUCUAAAUUUGGACCGGAGGGCCGAACCAGGAGCAGAUGCACGUAGUGUUUGUGUGAAGUAAUAUAAGCGACCUGUAAAGGCCAUUGCAUAAAAUACUUUGGCCUUUAGUAGGUAGUAAAGCAUGGAUAUUCCAAACAAGUUUUUUGAAAACAAAUGCAUUCAUUAACAGCAUUAAAAGAAAAAUCACUAAAGAACUGCUAUCAGUGAUUCUCAUAAAAUACGACACUGUUAUUAUGAAUAACAGUCUCCAUCACUUCAGUGCCUGCAGGUCAGAUUAAUGAAAGAUGUUUAUCUUAUGAGAUCACAUCAAACGGCAAACAUUCUGACCAACUAUAUCAUCUUGAAGAAUCGGCAAAAGCAUACAUCCAAAUAAAGUACCGUUUUUUUCCAUGUAUUAUGCGCAAAAUUUAACUAAUUUAUUGUCCUAAAAUCUGGGGUGCGCAUUAUACAUGGGUUUGUGGGUGGCUUUAGCGUAAAACUGUAUCUGAAAGCUCAGCGCGCGAAUUACAAGAAUGCUGUCGUCACAGCCCACCCACGCUCUAAAUUCAGGACUGAUACAAAUAGAGCGCGAGUGCGCCAUGUCCGUACUACUGAGUACGUACACGCACUUGUGAGUGUGCACCGAGCUUUCUGACACGGCUUGCGGUAGUACAUGGGCAGGCGAGCGGUUCCCCAUCUACUGGGGAAACGCAGUCAUUGCAGGCAAAAUGACCAAAAAAAAUGUUUAAUAAUACAAUUUAUUCAGGGUUGGCGGGCCGGAUUAAACGGUCCCGUGGGCCGAAUGUGGCCUGUGGGCCGUAGUUUGCCCACCUCUGAACUAGGAGGUGAUUGUGAAACGCCCAUGACAGGGAAAAGUAAGAGGGGUUUUUUUCGUAGGCAUUAGUCAUUUAAAAAGAGGUCAUAGCUGUAGUAAUUUAAGUGAGUAUUUCAUUUAUAUUUCUCUUUAUUCUCAGAGCUUCUGAAGGUCAUCGUGGAGCCCCCUCUGGCAAUCCCUGGGCUGAGGAGCCUCAACUCUCGUUCAGAAUGUGACGCGGAGAGUGGACGCUGCUCAUGACUGAUCUAGAGACCUUUGACAUGAUGUCCAAGGAAAUAAAUGACAAACAGGAUGCAAGACUGAAUGACAGAACGAUUAAGCUUAGAAUUGCUUAGUCAAAUUUUCGGAUGUCCCCCCACACACUCUUGAUAGCUUACAAUUUGUAAGGUAUCAAGAGUGUGUGGGGGUACAUUUGUAAAUUACAAAUGGAACCUGUAUGAUUCUGUUUGGUUUAAUUGCUGUACUGUCAAAGUUACUGACUUUUCAGUUACUUUUUUGCUUGAUUUACAAGAAAAAAAGUCCUCAAUUCAAUUUUUUUCUACUCUUAAUUCCACUCUUCUGACACACUGUUCAUAAUUCCUUGUAUACAGAUUGGAAAGCAGUCUUGUGUUAGGAGGCCGCUGAUUUGAAGACCUGCAUGUUUUCAAGACCAUGGACCAACUCGACACAAAUGACGUUCAAUAUGCGUGCUCGUGUGACUCGUCCAAAAUGCCCUCAGGAAGACUGCUGAUAUCCUGAGUAAUCCCAAGGUUUACAAAGGGUGGUGCCUGAUGUACAUCAAGUUCAUCUUUGUAGAAGCUGUUGGCGACAUGCACAGAGGCCACGGAUGAUGAAACAAGGACCGCAAUGGCUUUAAAAUUAAAAUGGGCUCCAGAGCGGAGUAGAAAAGAGAGUGAUGUUUAUAUUGUUGUGUUUCGCCAAGCUGGUUGUUUUGUUUAUAUCCUACAUAAAAUAAGUAUAUAUUUAUAUUGUAACGUAGUAGUUUUGUUCUAUUAAAUAGUCUCCAUUUUUUAAUACUGUACGUAUAGUUUUACAUUUUUAAACAUAUGAUUUAAAAACAUUGCACAUUCAUAUUUGUGAUGGUUGGAUGAUGUUUGAAAAAAUGUAUAUAUUUAGGUUCAAUUGUCGUUUUGGUUAAUUUUAACAUCAAAAGGUGUAUUUAUAUCUGCAGGUAACAUACCGUAUUUAUCGAACUAAAAGUCGCUCCGGAGUAUAAAUCGCACCAGCCAUAAAACAUACAAUAUAAAGUGAAAAAAAACAUAUAUAAAUCGCACCGGAUUAUAAUUCGCACUUUUGGGGCAAAUUUAUUUGUCAAAAUCGAAGACCAAAAACAGACAUGAACCAGCAACAACAGGCUAAACAAUACGGUAUGCUAACGUGACAUAUACACAAACGAGGAGCUGAGAACGGGCCUGACGUAACAUUCAGAGAGAGGGAACGUGACACAGGAUUAUAUAACGUUUUUUGUAUUUGAUGGACUUAUUUUUCUGUUUCCAAACUUUUUUCACCUUGGUGAUGCACUAAGUGCGGAACAGAACUUGAUUCACGAGAGUUGGUUCAGAAACCUCUGAACUAAUAACAAAGCUGAUUUCUUGUGCGAGUCGCAAGAUGGCGAGCCACCAAAGAGGCCUUUGAAUUUUUUCUCACGCAGGAGCGAAGAGCACUUGCUGGACGAGGUUCAUCGAACCUGGUAGGAUCUAUCCAUAUUUUUUUUUCCCCACUGCUACACCGAGGUGGAUUUCAGAAAGGAUUGAUUGACUCUUCAGGAACAAAGCAGGAGAAACAAACUGAAGGGAUAGAGACAUUUGGAUAACGAAAGUCGUUCAGUUUUUUGCUGAAUUGUUUUGAGUUUUGUACAUUUUGUCACUUUAAUUUUUUUGUGAACUAUAUACACGAUGAUGCUGAAAUGGUGUUAUUGAAAUAUUGAUUGGUGUGAACAAAACCAGUGAAAUCGAGGGAAUUUAAAAGUGGCUUUACUGAACUCAAAUUAGAUUUACUAUUGUUUUCGAAUUACUUACCCGUAUUGAAUAUUAUUCAAACAACACAAAGUGAGGUAACUAAACCGAUUGAACCUUAGAAUUAAUAAAACAACCCGGGUUUUAAUUGAAAUUCUUUAAACUGGAAAGUUUACUGAAAGGAAACUUAUUUUCUUCAACUAACGUUGAGUUUAAAUGUAAAUUGUAUGUCUAUUGUUGUAAAUUGUAUGUCAACUAUUUUUCUCUAUUUUUCUCUUCUAAAAUAAGCCGGCAGUUCAAUCCAAACCUUGGUCUGUGGUCAUUUAUUUUGCUUACUCUAUCACCACUGCAAAUAUAGCCGAACUUAGAAUUGGUCCAUGAUCUAAAUUACUGUAAGCACUGUCCAAAACAACGAAGGUGUUACAGAAGUGGCGAGCCAGCCAGGAGUGGUGGUUAAUUCAAAUAAUAUUACCUGACCCAGACCUUAAAAUAGACCAAGCCGGGAAAAAAAAUGGAGGUCAUUGAUAAAGAAAAUAUUAAAACCCCAAACUCAGUUAUAGUUAGUGGGCUCACUGACACUGAUGAUGAAGAAUUAACUGACUUCCUGAGUAGGUACGGGCAGAUUGCUAGAACAAUUCAAAUAGAUGAACCGCAGUCUUCCUACCACAGAAAGGCCAUUGUGGAAUAUGAGAGCGGCGCUGCCUUGACCGCACUUGAACCUUUACUGCCCCAUACACUUGAAUGCUCCAAUGAAGUCUCUUACCACAUCA